Messenger RNA from Closterium sp. NIES-67, 1196 nucleotides. The record is from the annotation of a GenBank genome assembly. NCBI's taxonomy places the organism in Eukaryota, Viridiplantae, Streptophyta, Zygnematophyceae, Desmidiales, Closteriaceae.
CAACACAUUUCACUCGUUGAGGUUAGACUCAGCACCAAUGGGCGACGGCGCGGAUGGCAACUCGAAGCCGGGAGAGCAGCAGUACCGGGCGACGAUAUCGAUCGCGGUGCCCGGGUCCAUCAUCGACAACACGCAGUCGCUCGAACGCGCCACCGCCGUGGCGGGGCAGAUCGCGCGAGCCGCCGUGAUCUUCAGGGUGCACGAGAUCGUCGUCUUCGACGACUGGGACUCCGCGGACGGCAACUCACAUGGGCCGCGCGGGUGGCGCGGGGAGCGGUUUUCCGGGUCCGGGGGGUCGUUUCUUGCGCGCGUGCUGCAGUAUCUGGACACCCCGCAGUACCUGCGCCGCGCGCUGAUUCCCCUGACGCCGGACCUGCGCCUGGCGGGGCUGCUUCCGCCGCUGGAUGCGCCACACCACGCGCGCAUGCACGAGUGGCCGGAGUUCCGCGAGGGGGUGAGGGUGCACGUGCGGGGAAGCUUCUCGGAGGGCACGCGGCUGACGGUGGCCAUGGGGCCGGCAUCGGAGCGAGAGAAGGUUUUUCUUCCUGGCGUGCUGCUCUCCCCCGUGUCCCCCCUGGCCCCCUGGGCGUGCAAGGGCCUGUACUGGGGCUACUCCGUGCGCCUUGCUAGAGGGGUGUCCGGGGCCCUCAAGGACUGCCCCUUCUCCGGGGCUGGGGGGAGAAGGGGAGGAGGAGAGGGAGGAGCAGCAGGAGGAGGGGCGUAUGAUCUGAUAAUCGGUACCUCGGAGCAUGGAGAGGUGAAGGAGAUUGGUCAAUUCAAAUUUCCGCCAUUCCGGCAUGCGUUGAUAGUGUUUGGCGGUGUGGCGGGGUUGGAGGAGUCGUGCGAGCUGGACGAGGGCUUGGAGGAGGGCCGCAGGGAGCCGCAGCAGCUGUGCCACUACUACCUCAACACGUGCUCGCUGCAGGGCUCGCGCACCAUCCGCACCGAGGAAGCUGUUCUUAUAUCGCUCGCACACAUCUUAGCUCUUAUCAAGUGACCAAUGACCGCUUAUCACCACUUGAAUCGGAGGACUCUGCUGCACUUAAUGGUCAUUGAAGCACGCCCCUUGAUUGGGACAAUCACUAGGCGCACUGGAAGGGCACUUUCACUAAUAUAUUCGGUCCUUUAGCAUCGCCCAAGCGUGUACAGUUUGGGCAAGCAAUCGGUCGGCGUUGUCGUGUUGGCCUUGUUUUGUA